Molecule: messenger RNA, 1037 nt
Organism: Fusarium verticillioides 7600
Lineage: Eukaryota; Fungi; Ascomycota; Sordariomycetes; Hypocreales; Nectriaceae
Exons: 2
Coding region: 31-930 (299 amino acids)
Source: RefSeq, a predicted model, not a curated record
ACUCACUUCAGUCACUCCUUAUCUGCAACAAUGCAAUUCAUCAUUCAUUUGCGAGUGGCGUUGGGCUUAUUGGCCAUUGGGUCUGCUGUCGCAAGCCCUUGCAAGCCUCUCUCAGCCACAACCACUUCUGCUAUCACCUCUGCUGUCACUUCGGAGGCUUCCACCGAGACUUCAUUGGUCACUUCUCAUGCAUCCAGUACUGAAGAUGUCGAAGCCACCUCCUCCACGGUAGUUGAAUCGUCUACCGAUGCAUUCAUCUCUUCAACUGAGACGACUGCCUCGGCCGAAACGUCAGAUUCAUUCAUCACCAUUGAGACAUCUGCAGCCACAACCACCAUGGACUACACUGCGGAGACCACAACUGCUGAACCAACCACCACCGACGCCACCACCACCACCGUGGCUGAGACAACAUCAUCCGCAGCCAUCCCUACCUUCACAAUGUUUGCUUCCGGCUCAAACGCCGUGGCAGGUAACAGUCUCGAGACUUACGACCGCGACAGCACCGUGGCCGUAUUCGACCCCGCCACCGAGGACGACAAUCCCUCAGCCCGACAAUAUUCCAUCGACUCUCAAGGCAGGAUCGUAAAUGACCUCGGCUGGUAUCUCUGUGGGUAUUAUGGUGCGACGAACGAGGAACUGAACAAGCCUGCUACUGUUGUGACUUGCCAUACCCAGAUUGCCUUGCAGACGGCUUUCCUGACGUGCGAGUUGUCUGGUCCCUUUGGUAUCGAGUGCUCGGUCCCGGCGAUGUCUUGUGUGUCGAGCGGAUCUUCUAGUAUGCCUCCGACGUGUAUACCUUCUACAGGUGCUUGGAGCUUGAAUUCUGUCGGUGUUCGAGCGCUUGGCCACACUUGGCAGAUUGGAGGUAGUGAUACGCCGGCUAAUUAUGAGCGUAUGACUAUGAGCAUCCGGGAAGUUCGAGCGUAGGAGGUAGAAGUGAAUAGUUAGGUUUACCUUAUACCUAUGAAGAACCUUGAUCAGAUUUUGAAACGUCGGGUACGGAAAUGUAUAAGUAUAGUAUAAAAUAUGAGUCU